Messenger RNA from Peronospora matthiolae, 2232 nucleotides. The record is from the annotation of a GenBank genome assembly. NCBI's taxonomy places the organism in Eukaryota, Oomycota, Peronosporomycetes, Peronosporales, Peronosporaceae.
AUGGCCUCGGACGAGUCGCUCUUUGGCGCGUCCAUGGACGGAUUGCCGGCGUUCUUCACCAGCGGCAGUGUGGACGACACCAAGUACGAGUCGCUGCUGGCCGACCUGCGCGCGCACGACCUCCUGGGGCCCGUGGAGAGCGGCGCCCGAGCGACUGACGCCAGCAGCUCGUCGUCGCUCUUCUUCAAUGACGCCUUCUCGGCCGUCUUUAUGGGUACAUUCCAGUCGAAGCCACGUGCCGGAGGAGACUCGGUCCAUGCGGGAGCUCCUGGACCGCGCGCUGGGUCCGGAUUCCACGCUCCACCGGGACUGGCGUCGCCGUCUGAAGACCUGAAAUGGGCCAGAGGACAGCAGGCGUUCUCGAAGCUCGAGGAGAAGUUCCAGGGGACCGCCACUGCCGCAGCAACUAGAGCCUCGAGCUCUGCUGCUGGUGCUGCUGGUGCUGCUGCUGGACGGGCCCCGCCUCCAGGUUUGAGUCUGAGCUUGGAACAGGAUUCGGAGCUCGAUGAGAGCCAAGUGCCGGGUCUUCGUGGACUUGGACUGGACGAUGACGACGCGGUCGCUCCUGACGUGUCUCCCCCCCUACAGCAGAAGCGACAGGCAGCUCCUGUUCCUGCGCCACCGCUGCCUUAUUCACAGAGUGAGCAGCUGCCAAACGCGUGGAAGGCGCCGCAGCUGCCACCUCCAGAGUCGCCCCAUCACCAACACCAGCAAUACAUGCCACGCCCGCCGUCGUACAUGCAGCAGGGACAGUCUCCUCAUUCAGUGUACAGAGAAGAGGCACCAAUGCCGCCCAUGCCUCCACAGUUUUUUAGACGUGGGCCGCCUCCCCCGAUGCAGCCACCUUUUCCAGGACAUGCUGGCACGUAUGGACGCUACGGCAUGCCGCAUUUACCACCGCAGAUGCACCCACCUGCAUUCAAGAUGAUGACUCCGCGUGAUGUGAACUUUGUGAUGCAGCAGCAGAUGAAGUGGCUGCGCUCGAGCGACCCGUUCAGUGAUGAUUACUACUUUCACAAUUUCAUGCAAAAGCGAGCACGUGUGGGGGGGCCUGGUCGUCCGGCUGUCCCACUCCCGUCGUGGAAAUUGCAGCAUGUGAAGUCGGUUGAUCCCCGAGACAUGCAGCGCGAAGUCAAGUCGCGCAACUGGGAGUCGGAGUACCACGUUCUUGGACGCAAUACGCAGAGUAGUCUGUACCGUCCCAAGCGGUUGCUCAACCUUGCAGAUUCUGAUAAAACUCGCUCGCCUCUCGGUUCGUCGCCGACAAACGCUGAGGAUGUUGCAUGCGCACCAUUGAGCACCGACGCAGAUAGCGAGAAGACUGCACUCUCCCCUUCUUCUUCGGCAGCCGAGUCUAGCAGCGAAGUUGCCAGCUCCACGCAUGUACGAGGAUCGAGUCCUGGUGCUCAGACUGUCGCUGCGGAAGCCAAUGCUUCCAAGGUGCUGCGAAUGAGCAAAGAUGCAAGCCGCAACUCGGUGUUUGCCAAUGACACGUGGAACCUCCGCCUCCAGUUGGAUCGCGGCAUGCAAUGUUUGCUGUCUCUGCAGGAUGCGCGCCACCUGCUUGACGCUCGCGGGAUAAACGUGCAGCAAUUCCACUCGAUGGGUGAAGAUGAGAUGGAUGCAGCCCUCGUUGAAUUGCGCUCACGGACAACGUCGCUGUUGCUGGAAUUGGCGGCUUUGCUUGGAGUCAAUGUGCAUCAGCCUAGCGAUGUGGACGAUGACGCUGCGUCUAGUGGUGUCAUGAGCUGUGACGUGCAGCAGCUGCUAAAGAUGUUGACGGCUACCAAGGGGAAGAUGCUUGUGAGUCGCGCGCUGCCGCUGUUGCACCCGUCGGCCCGUUUUGUCCUCCUGCCUCAUCUCGUGGAUCAGCUUUUGUCCGGACAAAUUGACCGUGGACGCCAAGUGAGUGAUGCAGGUGACGAUCGCCUGUGCCAGACGCUGGUGCUGUUGUUGCUGUAUGUUCCGCCUACGCCGCCUGUUGAGCUGCUGACUGCAUGCCUUCAGCGCGCACUGGUUGGCCAUGAAGUGCAGACGUUGUCUGCCGUGUUACAUGACCGAGCUCGUGCCGAGGCCCUCCAGGCGCUGUUGCAGUGCGGCGGAUCGGCUGUGCAGCAGUUGGUGGAGACCGAAGGAGUGAACGCUGAACACGCGAAAAGUGUCAAGCAGAAUUGGGAGCACCACCAGAGCUUGUUUGUGCAGCUGGCCACUGCUAUCAAGCAAACGGCUUGA